Molecule: messenger RNA, 886 nt
Organism: Thermothielavioides terrestris NRRL 8126
Lineage: Eukaryota; Fungi; Ascomycota; Sordariomycetes; Sordariales; Chaetomiaceae
Exons: 6
Coding region: 210-701 (163 amino acids)
Biological process (GO): proton transmembrane transport
Cellular component (GO): proton-transporting V-type ATPase, V0 domain
Molecular function (GO): proton-transporting ATPase activity, rotational mechanism
Source: RefSeq, a predicted model, not a curated record
CGAGGAGUUGGCACAUGUGGAGCUCUCGGGCGGCUUUGCAACCUCCAAGCUAGGGCGGGUCGUGAGUGUCGCGUUCAAUCCAUGGAACUCACGAUUAACAGUCGGCUCUCUUAGCGCAGCAUCGGCUCAACAUCGCCGCGAAUCACCCGUCAUCUUGACGGGGCUCCGAUACCAGAUAACUCCCACGCAGUUCCGACGCUUCCUGCACCAUGGCUGAGUCCGAGUUGAGCCCCAAGUUUGCGCCCUUCAUCGGCAUGGGCGGCAUCGCGGCGGCCAUGAUCUUUGGCUGCAUGGGAGCGGCAUACGGCACCGCAAAAUCCGGCAUCGGCAUCGCCGGCGUGGGGACGUUCCGGCCGGACCUGAUCAUGAAGUCCCUCAUUCCCGUUGUCAUGUCUGGCAUCAUUGCCGUCUACGCGCUUGUCAUUUCCGUCCUCAUCGCCACCGAUCUCCAGCCCCCGGCGUUUGGGGCCAACUAUAGCUUGUUCAACGGCUUCAUGCAUCUUGCUUGCGGACUCUCGGUCGGGCUGACGGGUCUCGCGGCCGGGUACUGCAUCGGUGUUGUCGGCGAUAAGGGCGUCCGAUCCUACAUGCUGCAGUCCCGAGUAUUUGUCGGCAUGGUCCUGAUUCUUAUCUUCGGCGAAGUGCUGGGGCUCUACGGGCUGAUCGUCGCCCUCAUUCUCAACACCAAGAGCAAGGGCUAAACGUGGACCUACGCACGGUCUUGGUUAUGAAAGAGAACAAGUGUACAAAUUGUGUACAAAAGGACUCGACUGAUGGGGUGUCAUUAGGAGCAUUUGGCCUGGCGUUGACGGAUGUGCCUCGACUUUGAUUCAUAAAGGGUCAUGAACUGGAACAAGCUCGGCAAGAAUACCGAACUUCUCAUUCA